AUGGCUUCUGCUAGUAAGUCUGUGCUUGUUUCAUUACUUUUGGUGGUGUUCCUCACGAUCAAUGUCGAACCAUCACUGAGUCAAAGCACACAGCAACUGAUCGAGAAGAUAUGCCGGUCCACAGAGGACUAUGGCUUUUGCAGGACAACAUUCCAAGCACACUUGAAGUCCCCAAAUGCUGAUAUAGUCGCUCUAACACAGAUAACCGUAGAGGUUGCAGUAGAUCACUCAACCAAAACUCACAACUUUAUCAGGCAGACCAUUGCAACAACAAAAGACCCGGUAUUGAAGAAAGCUCUCUCCGAGUGUGAGAAUGCUUAUGGUCUAAUCAUGCAGGCAUUUGACUUGGCAGCGGUGUCGUUUUUCAGCAGGGACUACAGCAGUGUGGAGAAGGAGGAGCGCAUAACGCCGCGAGCAGAAGCGAGCUGCAGGGCAACACUCACUACGCCACCGAUCAGUAAGCAGCAUGGCAUUCUGGACGAAAGAAGCAGGGAAAUGAGGAUUUUCAUUGUCAUGUCUCUGAAUGCUGUGCAGGAUCUCCUUCGACCAAGGUCUUUAGGACCUGCUGCUGCACCUGCUCUGCUCUAA
Molecule: messenger RNA, 588 nt
Organism: Fragaria vesca subsp. vesca
Lineage: Eukaryota; Viridiplantae; Streptophyta; Magnoliopsida; Rosales; Rosaceae
Exons: 1
Coding region: 1-588 (195 amino acids)
Biological process (GO): negative regulation of catalytic activity
Molecular function (GO): pectinesterase inhibitor activity
Source: RefSeq, a predicted model, not a curated record